AUGAGAGUUAUCUUUAGCUGUCUGGAAGUGUCACAAAUGAUUAAGGAGCUGUUUCCUGUGAUCCAGUAUUCCACAGUUUGUAGCUGUCUGGAAGUGUCACAAAUGAUUAAGAAGCUGUUUCCUGUGAUCCAGUAUUCCACAGUUUGUAGCUGUCUGGAAGUGUCACAAAUGAUUAAGGAGCUGUUUCCUGUGAUCCAGUAUUCCACAGUUUGUAGCUGUCUGGAAGUGUCACAAAUGAUUAAGGAGCUGUUUCCUGUGAUCCAGUAUUCCACAGUUUGUAGCUGUCUGGAAGUGUCACAAAUGAUUAAGGAGCUGUUUCCUGUGAUCCAGUAUUCCACAGUUUGUAGCUGUCUGGAAGUGUCACAAAUGAUUAAGGAGCUGUUUCCUGUGAUCCAGUAUUCCACAGUUUGUAGCUGUCUGGAAGUGUCACAAAUGAUUAAGGAGCUGUUUCCUGUGAUCCAGUAUUCCACAGUUUGUAGCUGUCUGGAAGUGUCACAAAUGAUUAAGGAGCUGUUUCCUGUGAUCCAGUAUUCCACAGUUUGUAGCUGUCUGGAAGUGUCACAAAUGAUUAAGGAGCUGUUUCCUGUGAUCCAGUAUUCCACAGUUUGUAGCUGUCUGGAAGUGUCACAAAUGAUUAAGGAGCUGUUUCCUGUGAUCCAGUAUUCCACAGUUUGUAGCUGUCUGGAAGUGUCACAAAUGAUUAAGGAGCUGUUUCCUGUGAUCCAGUAUUCCACAGUUUGUAGCUGUCUGGAAGUGUCACAAAUGAUUAAGGAGCUGUUUCCUGUGAUCCAGUAUUCCACAGUUUGUAGCUGUCUGGAAGUGUCACAAAUGAUUAAGGAGCUGUUUCCUGUGAUCCAGUAUUCCACAGUUUGUAGCUGUCUGGAAGUGUCACAAAUGAUUAAGGAGCUGUUUCCUGUGAUCCAGUAUUCCACAGUUUGUAGCUGUCUGGAAGUGUCACAAAUGAUUAAGGAGCUGUUUCCUGUGAUCCAGUAUUCCACAGUUUGUAGCUGUCUGGAAGUGUCACAAAUGAUUAAGGAGCUGUUUCCUGUGAUCCAGUAUUCCACAGUUUGUAGCUGUCUGGAAGUGUCACAAAUGAUUAAGGAGCUGUUUCCUGUGAUCCAGUAUUCCACAGUUUGUAGCUGUCUGGAAGUGUCACAAAUGAUUAAGGAGCUGUUUCCUGUGAUCCAGUAUUCCACAGUUUGUAGCUGUCUGGAAGUGUCACAAAUGAUUAAGGAGCUGUUUCCUGUGAUCCAGUAUUCCACAGUUUGUAGCUGUCUGGAAGUGUCACAAAUGAUUAAGGAGCUGUUUCCUGUGAUCCAGUAUUCCACAGUUUGUAGCUGUCUGGAAGUGUCACAAAUGAUUAAGGAGCUGUUUCCUGUGAUCCAGUAUUCCACAGUUUGUAGCUGUCUGGAAGUGUCACAAAUGAUUAAGGAGCUGUUUCCUGUGAUCCAGUAUUCCACAGUUUGUAGCUGUCUGGAAGUGUCACAAAUGAUUAAGUGUGAUGCAGUAUUCCACAGUUUGUAG
Molecule: messenger RNA, 1524 nt
Organism: Protopterus annectens (West African lungfish)
Lineage: Eukaryota; Metazoa; Chordata; Ceratodontiformes; Protopteridae
Product: dynein heavy chain-like
Exons: 1
Coding region: 1-1524 (507 amino acids)
Source: RefSeq, a predicted model, not a curated record